Molecule: messenger RNA, 2806 nt
Organism: Parus major (Great Tit)
Lineage: Eukaryota; Metazoa; Chordata; Aves; Passeriformes; Paridae
Product: putative cation exchanger C521.04c
Exons: 20
Coding region: 90-2318 (742 amino acids)
Biological process (GO): calcium ion transmembrane transport; intracellular calcium ion homeostasis
Cellular component (GO): membrane; endomembrane system
Molecular function (GO): calcium:proton antiporter activity
Source: RefSeq, a predicted model, not a curated record
CCGGGGGCGCGCAUGUCCGGCCCCGCCCGUUAAAUUCCGGCGGGCCGGGCCGGACCGGGACCACCGGCCCUGCACCUGCUGCUCUCGCCAUGGCCACCGACACCGAGCCCGGCCGCCGCCGCCGCUGCUGCUGCGCGCAGGACACGCCCGAUGUUCCCAAGGUCCCGGAUUCCCGCGGUGACAGCGAUGGCCCCCGCCGGGGCUCCCUCUGUGACCGGCACUGCGCUGCCAUCAACAACGUGCAGGGAGACCUGGGGGAGCUGGGCUGCCACCUGCACCGUCCCCGUGUCCCCACAGCCACGUCCACCCCGUCCUGCUGCCAGCAGCACUCAGAGGAGGUGUGCGAGAGCUGCGUGGUGAAAACCACCCUGACGGCCGAGAACGCCGUGGAGGCCAACAAGCUCUCCAACAACUACAAGUUUGGCUUCAAGAAAUGGAAGAGCCACGUGACGGCGCGGCCCUGGGAGGACCGAUCGGAGAUUGUCAAGGAGCUCUACUCUGACCUCAAUGUCAUCCGAGGUUCUGGAGGGUCCACGCUGACGUGUGGGAAUGUCCUUUACCUGCUGCUCUUUGGCUGGUGGCUCUCGCUCCUCUACGUCCUCGUGGCUGCCGUGAUGUUCCUCACCGUUCUGGGGGCUCCUUAUGGGCGGCUCUGCUGGGACCUGGCCGGGUAUUUCCUCUGGCCCUUUGGCAAAGUGAUCCAGAAAGUGGAGGUUCCCAAAUCCCACCAGGUGUGUGAGGCCGGCGUGGGGGAGAGCUCAGCCCUGCUUGGGGGUCCCACACCGCGCCGCUGGCUGCCACGGUGCCGGGUGGGCACCGGAUACUGGCGCCGUGCCGGCACCGCGGUGUGGCUGUGCCUGGGCUACCCGCCGCUGGCGCUGGCCCACGGGCUCGUGUGCGUCACCGCGUGGCUCCUCAUCGUCCUCAUCCCCGUGGCCAAGCUGAGCGCCCGCGCCGCCUCCCGCGUCUUGCUGCUGCCCCCGGAGCGCGCGCUCAUCCGCCGCCUGAGGAUGACAGAGGUGCCUCUGGAGGGAGAGGUGAUUCUCUGCUGCUAUCGCGCUGCCAACCCCUACUACUACAAAUACGCCGUGGAUGGCAUCAAUGUCUUCGCCGUCAACCUGCUGCCCCUGGUGCUGGUGACGCUGGUGCUGGGCUACGUGGACAGCCCCAACCACCUGACGGGCUCUGCCGUCAAGUUCACCUUGGCCCUGCUCUCCAUCAUGCCCCUCUCCUACUACAUCGGCAUGGCCAUCGCCAGCAUCUCAGCCCAGAGCAACUUUGCGGUGGGGGCGGUGGUGAACGCCACGUUCGGCUCCAUCACCGAGCUCACCUUCUACAUCACCGCCCUCAUCAAGGGCUCGCGUGAGGGCAACCGCUGCUACGCCGAGGUGGUCAAGUCGGCCUUGACAGGGACGCUGGUGGGCUGUGUCCUCUUUGUGCCGGGUCUGUGCAUGGUGAUCGGGGGCAUCCGGCACCAGGAGCAGCGGUUCAACAGCCGCUCUGCGGGCGUCAGCUCAGCCCUGCUCUUCCUCUCUGUGGGAGGUGUCUUUGCCCCGACGCUCUUCUCCAAGGUGUACGGGAAGCUGGUGUGUGGUGAGUGCCACAACGUCACCCAGAACCCGCUGGGCCACUACCUCUGCCACAACUGUCACUUUGACCUGAUGGACAACAACGGCACCCUCUACUACAGCCACGUCCAACCCCUGGUGUACACGGUGUCCAUCCUGCUCCCUGCUGCCUACCUCAUCGGGCUCUUCUUCACCCUCAAAACCCACACGCACAUCUACGACAUCCACGUCAGCGACUGUCACAUGCCUGGCCACCACCACAGCGCCGUGGUCCACUGGUCCCGCUGGCGAGCCCUGGUCAUCCUCCUGCUCUCCACCCUCUGCAUGUCGGCCUGUGCUGACCUGGCCACGGAGCACAUCAGCCCCAUCCUCACCAACUCCACCAUCUCACAGUAUUUCAUCGGUGUCACCGUGCUGGCGAUGGUGCCUGAGCUGCCGGAGAUCGUCAAUGGCAUCCAGUUUGCCCUGCAGAACAAUCUGAGCUUGAGCAUCGAGAUCGGGAACUCCAUCGCGGUGCAGGUCUGCAUGCUCCAGAUCCCCAUCCUGGUGCUCUUCACCAUCUUCUACCCGACCAACUUCACACUUGUCUUCAGCGACCUCCACGUCUACGCCAGCAUGUUCAGCGUGGUGCUCAUGAACUACAUCUUCAUGGAUGGCAAAUGUGACUAUUUCCAAGGCACGGUGCUGGUGAUGGUUUACUUCAUCCUCCUGGCUGUGUAUUUCUUCGCUCCCUCGCCCAGCGGCUGCUGAGGUUUGGAUUCUCCUUUCUCCAACCCCCUGCUUGGGAUCAGGACCCAUCAAGACCUUUUCCGGUGUCUCAGGGACUUGGCCGGGCUGGCUCCGGUCUGGAAGCGCUGUUUCCUGAAGCUGCUGCUGCUGUUGGGCUCCCUCUGUGGGGCUUUGGGGAUGGGAAGGGUGGUGGCAAUGGAAUCACUCCCAAAAUGAGGAACCUCAAAGCCUGAGCACGUCACAGAGGCAUCUCCAGCCCACUCUCGAGUGGCUGGAAGGAAAACUGUCCUCAGUGGAGGGUCUUGAAGGGGAUUUCUGCGUGUCUCGAGGACAGAGCCCUCCCUGGGGAUGUUCUGCACUGGGAGAAGGUGCCUGAGAAGUCCCUCAUCCUUCCAGGCCUGGGAGAGGCCUGGGAAUUGCACAUGGGAUGUUUGAUGGCUCCAGAAAUGCACCCAAAGGUAUUUUCAGCUGGUUUGUUAUUAAAGCAGUUUUGUACAAAUCAGAAACAA